Paramecium tetraurelia is the source of this 1917-nucleotide messenger RNA. RefSeq lists its product as uncharacterized. The record is from RefSeq and is a predicted model, not a curated record. Gene Ontology annotation, cellular component: nucleus. NCBI's taxonomy places the organism in Eukaryota, Ciliophora, Oligohymenophorea, Peniculida, Parameciidae. The transcript has 8 exons.
AUGAAUAACAAAAGAUAAACAAUCGAAGAUGCUAUGAGAGCUGAACAAAUAAAUUCUUAUUAACCUUAGUAAUAAGGCGGCUAUCAAAAUUAUUAUGGUUACAAUUCCAAUGUGAAUUACAGAUACCAACCCAACAUUCCUGUCUAAUAUCAAUAUAAUCAAUAUUAUCAAUAUAAUUAUCAAGGAGUUGGAAAUCAAUCAAUGAUGCAAAACAACUUUUAUAGAGCUCCUCAAUUUGUUUAACAACCGAGUACGGUUUUCAAUUAAUAAUAAAAUAAAUUCCAACCACCACCACAACAAUAAUUUGGCAAUCCUCCAUUACCAUAAUAAUAAUCUGUGUCACAACAGCUUGAGCAACAAUCUAUAUAGUAAUAAUCUUCAAAGAUUCAAAUCGAAACCAAUAAUGAUCAUCAAUUUCUGCCUCCAGUCAACAUUUCAGAACUGGAUCAACCCACGAGAUGGGAAAGCGAACUGAAGGUCUAUUCGUAUCUGUAUCGCAAACUCAACGUUGAGAUGCCUAAUUUAGUUAGCGCUAGAUUUUGCAAUUCUAGAGAAGUAUUCAAUGAGUAAUCAUCGAUUACUGUGAAGUAGUAUGUUGAGAGGGCAUUUAACAAAUGCCAAUCUGAUGAAGAGAGGAACAUCAUGGAAUAACAUUUAAAAGCCACAAUUGCUGAGGCUAAACGGAAGAAUGAAUAUACUAUCAGAGACUGGUCUAAAUUUCCUUUGCCCACACUUCAAAGAGAGAAUUAAAUACGCACGCAGUCCUUAUUUUCAUCAAACUUACAAAUUAAACAAAGCACAGCUAUGGCAUUGUCGUCAUUAGGUUAAACUAGUAAAUUUGGGGCACCAAGUCAAGCCCAACCUACUGGACCAGCUUAAAAAAUCACAGCAUCUACUAAUUUGCACAAUUUGAUCUCAUUAUACGAUUAAUUGGUUCAGUAAUAGGUUGAAUCAAUCAAUCAAAAUCAUAUGAAAAAUAAGAAAAUUGACUAUAGCAUGGAUUUGGCUAUUCUGUAGAUUGGAAAAUUGUAACCCAAUGCUACUACAUAAAUAAAAUAACAAUAAAAAUAGUUAAAAAAAAGAAUAGAAGAAGAAGACCAAAUUAUUGAAACAAAUAUGAAAAUCAUAGGGACAUGUGAAGAUCUAGAAAAACCUUAUUUUAGACUAACUGGUUUGCCAGAUCCUAAUAUGAUUAGACCUGAGCAUAUCUUAAAAAAAGCCCUUGCAUAAUUAUUAGAUAAAUGGAAAAACUGUCAAGCUGAUUACAAUUUCAUAAUUGAAUAAUUUAGAUCAAUUCGACAAGAUCUCUUGGUCUAACACAUCGAAAAUAGAUUCACCGUGCAAGUGUAUGAAGAAAAUGCCCGAAUCUGUUUAGAAUGCGGCGAUUUCCCUCGAUAUGAAAGUUGUUGGACAAUGCUGGUGGACUUAUAUGAGAUGAUCAGCAUUAGUGAGGGCAAAGAUGUGAAUCUCAUUGGGAACAAAGUCGAGUUUGAUAGUUACAGAAUAUUCUAUCUCACCAUGUUGAACAAAUAAGAUUAAUUAGUGAAGAUAAUGCAUCAAAAUCUGGAUGAUUCAAGAAUCAAAUUCGCAUUAGGAUUAAGAGAAUCCUUUAAGUGUGGCAAUUAUGUUAAACUAUUUAAAGAUUACAAGGAAUCAAGUGACACCAUGGGGAGCAUCAUUAAUCACUUUUUAGUAAGAAUCAGAGUUAGGGCAUUGAAAUAAAUUGUUAAAACUUACAUUUCUAACAUUGAUCUUGAAUACCUUGCCGAUCUAUUAGCAUUCUAAGAUGUUGAAUAAUUUAAAUAAUUCAUGCAAUUUUUUGAUUUAGUAAGAUUUGAUGAAACCUUAAAGUUUUUAUUAAUAAAAUAAAGCAUAAAUGCUUUUGAUAAUAUCAAUUUUGAUAAAAUGAAUGAAUGA